AAAAUCUUUCACCUCUUUGCACAACAUAUGUUGAAAUGGUGGAAGUGCUGGAAUUAGGCACAUCCUGAGCCUUCUUUUCGGCAUGAGGCGUCUCUGACUUUGUAGCUGGCAUUGCUGGCCCUGGUAAAGCGUCACACUGAAGGGCAGUGCAUGGAACGUGAUCGCACAGUCCUCCAGACUCCAGCUGUGCACAGCGUGAGAAGGGCAGUUACCCUGUGGGGCAGCUGGCCUUCAAGUCCAAUGGAUCAGAUGGGGAAGAUGAGGCCUCAGCCUUAUGGAGGAAACAACCCCUACACACAACAGCAGGGACCUCAGGCGGGGCCACAGCAAGGACAUGGCUAUCCAGGACAGCCCUAUGGGCCGCAGACUCCCCAGAGAUAUCCCAUGGGAAUGCAAAGCAGGACACAAAGUACAAUGGGCAGCAUCUCGUAUGCGCAGCAGAUUCCACCUUACGGACAGCAGGGUCCCAGCGCAUAUGGGCAGCAAAGCCAGACUCCAUAUUACAACCAGCAAAGCCCUCAUCCCCAACAGCAGCAGCCUCCGUAUUCUCAGCAGACUCCAUCCCAGACCCCUCACUCUCAGCCUUCUUAUCAGCAGCAGCAACAGCCUCAGUCUCAAGCUCCACAGCUUCAGACAUCGCAGCCUGCGUAUUCUCAGCAGCAGUCCCAGCCGCCCCAUCAGCAGUCCCCAACUCCAUAUCCUCAGCAGCAGUCCACAGCCCAGCAGCACCAACAGAAUCAGCCUCCCUACUCACAGCAGCAGUCACAGUCACCCUACCAGCAGCAGCAGCAGCAAACUCAGCAGACAGCUUCCUCGGCUCUUUCUCAGCAGUCGUCUUCAUACCCUCAGUCACAGCCGCAGCAGCAGCAGCCUGCAUAUUCCCAGCAACGCUUCCCCCCUCCUCAGGAGUUAUCUCAAGAAUCUUUUGGCUCCCAGACGUCAUCUGCUCCCUCAAUGGCUUCCAGUAAAGGGCAAGAGGAUAUGAACUUGAAUCUUCAGUCCCGACCUUCUAGCCUGCCGGUGAGUGGUGAGCUGUUCUACAAGUGAACGGGGCGAGAGCAAUGAGAAGCACAGCAGGAUAAAUUAGCA
Centrocercus urophasianus (Greater sage-grouse) is the source of this 1089-nucleotide messenger RNA. Its product is annotated as AT-rich interactive domain-containing protein 1A-like. Bases 151 to 1047 code for a protein of 298 amino acids. Lineage: Eukaryota; Metazoa; Chordata; Aves; Galliformes; Phasianidae. The transcript has 4 exons. The record is from RefSeq and is a predicted model, not a curated record.